Lates calcarifer (barramundi perch) is the source of this 3380-nucleotide messenger RNA. RefSeq names its product probable E3 ubiquitin-protein ligase HERC3. Gene Ontology annotation, molecular function: ubiquitin protein ligase activity. The transcript has 23 exons. Gene Ontology annotation, biological process: ubiquitin-dependent protein catabolic process; protein ubiquitination. Lineage: Eukaryota; Metazoa; Chordata; Actinopteri; Centropomidae. The record is from RefSeq and is a predicted model, not a curated record. The coding region runs from base 104 to 3130 and encodes 1008 amino acids.
UCCGUCUCUCACAGCAGAGCUUGAAUCCACUGUAAGUUUCGUUUCUGACCGACAGCUGAUCUUUAAAAGUCCGCUGUCGGUCCUGAGGAGACAAUGUGCGAACAUGUUUUCAUGGGGAGAGCACGGUCAGCGGGGGUUCUGGUUAAAGGACGGCUCAAAUAUCCAGAGUGAAACAGAGGAUGGAGUUCAUUAUUUAAACCUCAGCUACCACAUCAGGCAUCUGUCGGCGGGUCACAGUGUGCUCGCUUUCGUCAAAACUAAUGGAAAUGCGUUCAUUAUUCGCACAAACGAGAGCAAAGAUGGGAGAAGAGUCCGAGGCAAACAGAAGUUUGUGGAGUGUAAAGAGAAGAUCCAGGCUGUGAGCUGUGGUGAUGAUGUGGUCACACUGUUGUCUGAGAGAGGCACAGUCCGCUGUGUGGACACAACUCACUCUCCUUUCAUUCCAAGGCCAGUGGAAGCUUUGAGUAACACACCAGUUUGUCAGGUAGCAUGUGGGAGCCAGCAUUCAGUCGCCUUGAGCAAAGAUGGGCAGGUGUUCACAUGGGGUCUGGAUUCCAGGGGCCAGCUGGGUCUGGGAAAGAGGAGGCCUGGCGCCAGCUCACCCCAACACCUACGAUCUCUGUCAGCAGUCCCCCUGGUCCAGAUCUCUGCUGGGGGAGAGCAGAGUUUUGCCAUCUCUGUCUCUGGAGGUGUGUUCAGCUGGGGCAGAAACGACUGUGGACAACUCGGGCUGGGAGACAUGACAGACAGACACACACCAACUCCUGUUCAUUGUCUGAAUAUGAAGAAAACUAUUCACAUUUCCUGUGGGAAGGAUCACACUGCCAUCUUAACAAAGGAUGGUGCAGUGUUUACGUUUGGCUCUGGUCAAUAUGGACAGCUUGGGCACAACUCAUUCACUGAUGAACUUUGUCCUCGUCUUGUGGCAGAGCUCUUGGGGGCAAAGGUCACCAAGAUUGCAUGUGGACGACAUCACACAUUAGUGUUGACAGACUCCAAAAGGGUUUACUCCUUUGGGUGUGGAGAGCAAGGGCAGCUGGGACACGGAAACGAGAGUCAUCCAUCUGUGCCACUACCUGUUCAACUGCCACAAGAUAGUGAUGGUCCCAGAAUUAGAAACAUCUUCGCAGGAGGAAACUGUUCGUUUGCAACAUGCACAGCUAUUGAGAACAUACAGGAAGAGUCUGACAGUAUCAGUGAUGUAACACAACACUGUCUUGAUGACAUGGUUGACAAAUGGAUUUCAAACUGUGAUUCAAAGUCAUGGAAAAAGAUAAAACAGGAAAUCCACAGGACUUUUUCGUCUGCUUCUUGUGUCAAUAAAAGCUUCCUUGAUCAAAGCAAAGAUAAACAUUUCCAGACCUCACCAAAGUACCCUGGCUUGAACUUGUCACUUGCACGACUUGCUUUCAAGAAACUGAUAAAGAGGGAUGAUGUUUUGGCAGAGGUUAAGGCUGCUGUCCUCCACUUGCUUCAUUCCUUUGAUAUGAAACCAGUUGGAGUGGAGGGUCUGAGGGUCUUCCUGCUUCUUAAUGAGCUUCUGCAUGUGAUCCAAAAACGCAAACAACAACAGAGCACAAAGCUCGCUGAGGCAGUUGCUGCUGCUGUACUAAGUUUGUCUGCUGAGAGCCUUCAGGUCAUAGGGGACUGGUGGUCCUCACUGUCGCCCUCCACCAUGGUUAAGUAUGUUAAGGUGUGGAAGAAGGCCCUCUCAGUCAUCAUGUCCUUUAAGCCUGUUCCUCGCAACUCUGGAGUCAGAAAUCUGCUGCUAGUCCUCCAGUAUUUUUACAAUGCCAACAGCAGAACUGCAGAAUCUCAAAGGAUGCCAGAGAGUGAGUUUUGUUUGUUGAUUGAUGAAGACUUUCUACUUGAAGACCUGCAGCUUUGGCGUUCACGGACAAGACAUCGGCGCACACGUGGUGAGCCACUUAUCCUUUGUGGCUUUCCCAUUGUGAUGGAUCUGCAAACAAAGAAAAUGGUGUUUGACAGGAACGCUGACUUCACCAGGUUUGAAAUAGUGCAUGGCAUCGUUCUGGAUUUGUUUUUGGAGCUUGGAUGCCUUUUCCCACGUCCACAAGAUGUGCUGUUUGAACUGCACCUGAGGCGAGCAUCGGUUUUGGAAGACACCUUUGAACAACUGGCUGCUGCCUAUCACAGAGACUACAAGAGGCCACUUGUGGUCUAUUUUGACGAAAAUCCUACAGUUGAUAAUGUCUACACAAAAGACUUUUUUCAUGAAGUAUUUCAUGAGAUGGUGUCAACUGAAUCUGGGAUGUUCAUGUUCAAUGACUCCAAAACACUGGCAUGGUUUCCCUCCAGCGCAACACAGGAGCACCAGAGGUACUUCCUGUUUGGGGUUCUAUGUGGACUGGCUUUGUACAGCCAGUGCAUCAUAUACUUGCCCUUCCCAAUGGUACUGUUCAAGAAGCUGCUUGGUGUAAAACCUUCACUGGAGGACAUGAUGGAAUUCAGUCCACGUCUUGGGAAGAGUCUGCAGUACAUCCUGGAAGACUACAAUGAUGAUGACAUAGAAAACCUGGAUAUGUAUUUUUCAAUCGACUGGGAUAGGACAGAGGUUGACCUUGAUCCUGGAAAUCCUGAAAAGCCAGUGACAAGUCAAAAUAAGAAGGAAUUUGUGGAUGCCUACGUGAAUCAUGCCUUCAACACCUCAGUGGAGAGUGUUUUUCAAGAGUUCAAGCGAGGCUUCUUCCAUGUGUGUGACCAGGAUGUGGUGAGGCUGUUCCAGCCACAGGAGCUGUGUGAAGUGUUGAUUGGCAAAGACUUCCAUGACUGGGAGAGGCUGAAACAGAACACAGCUUAUGAGGGGGUGUACCAUGUUGGCCACCCCACCAUACAGAUGUUUUGGGAGGUUUUUGAUGACCUAACUGAGGAUCAGAAGAAAACUUUCCUUUGGUUUGUGACAGGUUUUGAAAGAGUGCCUAUUCUUGGCCUGGAAAACAUCAAGAUGACAGUCAGGGUUAAAGAAGUCCAGGACCUCACUGACGACCAGUACUACCCUGAGACGCACACAUGUUUCUCUUGUCUGGAGCUGCCGUUAUACUCAACCAAGGAAAUUAUGCAAAUUAAGUUGACAGAAGCCCUGAGCAACAACAGGAGAAUCCACAAAUGAUGCCAGGACUGUUCCCCACGUGGUCACCAUGUCGGUACUCAACAAAGCGGCAAACAUAAAGUUAUAGUACUUUGUCAAUGGCUGACCAAAGACCAUCUGUUGUAACUACUGCUAGUGUACCAGUGCAUUGGCAAACAUCAAGGGUUUAAGUUUCUUUAUGAUGUUGUGUGUGUCGUGGGUGUAUUAAAUUAAGUAUGAAGAAAAUAAAAUUCAUGCCUCGUGGUAAAAACACUGGUAUAAGUUGUAUACA